AUGCUGUUCUGUCACUUAUCGCGACAUUUUCUUGGGUCUUUUGGCAGACGUUCCUUUUCCAAAAUAUCAUUUUGCUAUUUUUUGAAGUGGGAUCCUUGUAUAACGUUUCAACAAAGAAUUACUAUACACGGUCCUUACCGUAAUCGUUACACUCAUUACAAAAAUGCAUAUCCUAGAAAACUAGAAACUUAUUACGACGUAUACUACUUUGGCGCUUUAACGUGUGUACUUUUACUAUUUAUUUCUGUAGGCUUCCCUUAUUUAGAACGGAAGGUUUAUAAGUCCAAUAAUGACAAUGGUGCGAAAAAGAAGGUAUGUAAUGUGACAAAUGCCAAAUGUCAGUCAGAGGUUUCUGACACAGAUGAGGAACAGCUACAUCAAAACGACUCGGUAAGAAAAAAACAUGCUGGAUUUCGAGACAGGAAGUUCAUUGCAUACGAAAACCGAAUUCGAGCCUAUUCUACGCCGGACAAAAUCUUCCGAUAUUUUGCAACUCUUAAAAGCAUAGAAGAAGACAAUGAAACAGUUUACAUGACUCCUGAAGACUUCCUUCGUUCAAUUACCCCAGGUAUUAAACAACCUGAUGGUUUAGAUUUGGAUUCAUUUAAAAGAUAUGACCCAAAGACGGGAUUAGUUUGGUUCCAUAACAAGAGUGAAAAAUUAAAUUUGGACAUACCUAAAGAAUCAGUAUUUUAUAAGCUUUGUGAUCAAGCUUUAAUCACAUUUACUGAUUUUAUAUUCCUAUUAACUGUACUUUCGACACCUCGUCGACAGUUUGAAAUAGCUUUUCGUAUGUUUGAUAUUAAUGGAGAUGGGGAAUUAGACAUAAACGAGUUUGAAGUUGUUCGUUCGGUAAUUAUGGGCACUACUGCCAUGGGUCGUCGUCAUCGUGAUAAUUUAACAACAGGUUGUACUUUGAAACCAGGUAGUUCUAAUAGUGCUUUCAAACGCUAUUUCUUUGGUCCAAACGGCGAUCAGAAGUUGCCAAUCAGUAAAUUUCUUCAAUUUCACUCUGAUUUACAAGAGGAGAUUAUGCGUCUAGAAUUUGAAAGAGCUGAACCAAAGAAUGGAAAAAUUACUGAAGUACAAUUCGCCAAUUCUCUACUUGUUUAUGCUGGAUUUUCUGAGAAUAAAAGACGUAAAAUGAUUCGUCGAGUAAAAGCAAAAUUUCCUAUAGAUUCUGAUCAGUCUAGUGGUAUCACGUAUAAAGAUUUUUCUGAUUUCAGUCAUUUACUUCGAUCUAUUGCUGAUGUGGAUACUGCUUUGACAUUUUAUCAUAUGGCUGGGGCAUCAAUUAAUCAAGAUACUUUAAAUCAUGUUGCUUCAACUGUCGCCAAUCUUCACUUGUCACCACAUGUUUUAGAUGUUGUGUUCACUUUAUUCGAUGAGAAUAAUGAUGGACAAUUAAGUUAUCGUGAAUUUGUUGGUGUUAUGCGACAUAGACUCUUACGCGGUUUGGAUAAACCUAUGGAUACAGGUUUUAUUCGAUUACUUAGUGCUGUAUUUCAUUGUACUAAAGAACAAAUCAAUCUUGGAAUUAGUUCUACUUAUAAAGGUGUUUGAAGAGUUGACUAGUUUACUUGUGAGAAUCCACAGUCAUAUGUCACAGGAUGAAUAAAAAAGAGUUUGAUGUGGGAUUACUUAUCUACUUAUUUCCUUUGUUUCUUCUAAAUAAAUCAUGCUUUAUGCUGUUCAUUUAAACUUGACGGUAUCAUUUAUGUAUAUGUGCCUCUUCGCAUUUCCACACUCUUACAUGGAUAUUAAAGUUGAUAUUACAAAAAGCAUUAUCGUUG
Messenger RNA from Schistosoma curassoni, 1793 nucleotides. NCBI's taxonomy places the organism in Eukaryota, Metazoa, Platyhelminthes, Trematoda, Strigeidida, Schistosomatidae. The record is from the annotation of a GenBank genome assembly.